Messenger RNA from Metarhizium brunneum ARSEF 3297, 258 nucleotides. It is a transcript of the gene TIM13, whose product is annotated as Mitochondrial import inner membrane translocase subunit. Lineage: Eukaryota; Fungi; Ascomycota; Sordariomycetes; Hypocreales; Clavicipitaceae. The record is from RefSeq and is a predicted model, not a curated record.
AUGGAUUCCAGCACAGUAAAGCAGUCUGUUAUGAAGCAGGUCCUCGCUGAGGCGAACCUGGCCAAUGCCCGAGUCCUUAUUGAGAAACUCCAAGAGAACUGCUUCGAGAAGUGCAUCCCCAAACCAGGCAGCUCGCUGUCCAGCGGCGAGCAAACCUGCAUGACAACGUGCAUGGAGAAGUACAUGGCUGCGUGGAACCAAGUCAACGCCGCAUACAUCAACAGAAUACGCCAGGAGCAAAACAACCCCAGCCAAUAA